Molecule: messenger RNA, 476 nt
Organism: Fulmarus glacialis (Northern fulmar)
Lineage: Eukaryota; Metazoa; Chordata; Aves; Procellariiformes; Procellariidae
Product: hepatic lectin-like
Exons: 4
Source: RefSeq, a predicted model, not a curated record
UCUCAGCCAUUUCUUCUAAACUCAACGAGGUGCACCCGGAGCAGAAACAGAACUUUUCUGGCAGGGAUUUUCUGUUGUUUCCCUGCGGCCCCGGAUCCAGGGAAUGGGAAUACUUUGAUGGAAAAUGUUACUACUUCUCCCUAACCAGAACGAGCUGGUACAAGGCGAAGGCUCAGUGCGAAGAGAUGCACUCGCAGCUGGUGGUCAUUAACAGCUACGCCAAGCAGAAUUUUGUCAUGUUCAGGACAAGGAAUGAGCGUUUCUGGAUCGGGCUCACGGAUGAGAACUCGGAAGGGGAAUGGGAAUGGAUCGACGGGACCGACUAUAAAACCACGUUCACAUUUUGGAAGGAGGGGGAGCCCAACGACAGCGGCCAGAACGAGGAUUGUGCCCACAUGUGGAUCUCGGGGCAGUGGAACGACGUCUACUGCACCUACGAGUGCUACUACGUCUGCGAAAAACCUCUGCCCCACUGA